Molecule: messenger RNA, 3898 nt
Organism: Alligator mississippiensis (American alligator)
Lineage: Eukaryota; Metazoa; Chordata; Crocodylia; Alligatoridae
Gene: CALCOCO1
Product: calcium binding and coiled-coil domain 1
Exons: 15
Coding region: 71-2203 (710 amino acids)
Source: RefSeq, a predicted model, not a curated record
CCCCGCCCCCUGCCGGCCCCAGCCUGCUGUUGUUGUUGGAGCCCAGCUGAUUGCUCCGCGCAGGUCAAGGAUGGCAGAGGCAUCGCCCAGCAAGCCGGGGGCCCUACCCCGCGGCCCCAGCCCCGUCCCUGUAGCCUUCCUCAACGUGGCACACUCCUACGUGCCCGGCACCAAGGUGGAGUGCCACUACACCCUGCCGCCCGGCACCAAGCCCUCCGCCAGGGACUGGAUCGGCAUCUUCAAGGUGGAAGCGGCGUCCGUGAAAGAUUACUACACCUUCGUGUGGUGCCCGGUGCCUGAGGGGGGACCCACGGGGGUGCCCCUGCACUCCAGCGUCCAGUUCCAAGCCAACUACCUGCCCCCACCAGGGGCCCAGCAGUACCAGUACCGCUAUGUGGACCGGCGUGGGGAGGAGCGGGGACGCAGCAGCCCCUUCCAGUUCAGCGAGCCCCGGCCCAUGGAUGAGCUGGUGACGCUGGAGGGGGAUGAGGACGGCAACAUGGACAUGCUGCUGGUGGUGCCCAAGGCCACCCUGCUGCAGAAUCAGCUGGAGGAGAGCCAACAGGAGCGCAGCGGCCUGGCACGGGACAAGCAGCGGCUGGAGGAGGAGGUGAAGGAGCUGCAGGCCCGUCUGGAGCUGCUGGAGGUGGCACUGAGCGGGCUGCGGGCUGAACACAGCAAGCUAACUGAGCAGUACAAGGACCUGUCGGGCUCUCACGCAGCUGUGACAGAGGAGCGGGAUGCACUGAGCCAGCAGCAGGCCGGGCAUCUGGCUCGGAUCCGUACGCUGGAGGAGGAUGUCCAGGCCAUCAGCGCCAAGGUGCUGCAAAAGGAGGUGGAGCUGGACAGGAUGAAGGACACGGUGAAGGCGAUGAUGAGGGAGCAAGAGCGGAUCCACCACCAGCUGAAGGAGGAGAGUGCUGAGAAGGAGCAUUACCAGGUAAAGCUGCGGGGCUCAGAGCAGGAGGGCGUGUGCCUGGCGGGCCAGCUGCACCGGGCCGAGGCCCAGCGCACCGCCGGCAUCUCCCAGGCCCUGGCACUGAAGCAGGACAUCAACAAGCUGCAGCAGAAGCUGGCAGCCGCGCAGCAGAGGACGGCCCAGCUGGAGGCACUGAGUGAGCAGCUGCGCUGCACCCAGGACCUGCUGGCUGCCAGCCAGCAGAAGGUGGCACUGCUGGGCGAGGAGCUGGCCAGCGCCGCCUCCAUCCGCGACCGCACCAUCGCCGACCUGCACAAGAGUCGCCUGGAGUCGGCCGAGACCAACAUCAAGCUGGCAGACAUGACCCUCAAGUGGAAGGAGGGCAAGGGGCAGUGGGGAAAAGAGAAGAGCAGCCUGCUGCAGAGCAUGGAGGCGGAGAAGGACAAGAUCCUGAAGCUGAGUGCUGAGGUGCUGCGGCUGGAGAAGAGCCUGCAGGAGGAGCGGGCCCAGAAGCAGGCGCUCAAGGCCGAGCUGUCCCGGGAGAGGGAUGCCAGCCUGGUGCAGCUGUCGGAGACCAAGCGGGAGUUGAAGGAGCUGCGAGCUGCCCUGACAGUGUCGCAGAAGGAGAAAGAGCAGCUGCAGGAGGAGAAGCAGGCGCUGUGGCAGGAGCUGCUGGAGUACACACGCCAGCUGGAAGAGAGGCUGGAGAAGGUGGCUGAUGAGAAGUGGCGCGAAGUGGCAGUGCCCGAGGAUGAGGAGGAGGCGGCCGUGGUUCUGGCCUCCCUGGACUCUCCGCUCUCGGACUCCGAGGACGAGUCGCCCGAGGACCUGCGGCGCCAUCCCCAGCUGAGCCCCUACAGCCUGUGUGACCAGCGAGCGGCCCCUGGCACCCCGCCCUGCCCGCGGGAGCCUGCCCCCCCCGUGGUGAUCAGCCAGCCCACCCCCAUCACCACCCACAUUGCCCAGCCCACUGAGGACAGCAGCUCUGACUCGGAGGCGGAGGACGAGAAGGCCGUACUGCUGGCAGCCGUGCAGACCGGAGGGGAGGAGGCCAGCCUGCUGCUGCCGGACCUGGGCAAUGCCUUCUACGAGGUGGCCAGCGGUGUGACAGGCCGGCAGCCGGUGGAGCGGGCACCCGCGGACCUGCCAGCCUCCCCGGGGCUGUGGCGUGAGUGCCCCAUCUGCCGGGAGCGAUUCCCGCCCGAGUGUGACCGCGAGGCCCUGGAGGAGCACGUGGACGGGCACUUCUUCUUCAGCGCCCACGACCCCUUCACCUUCGAGUGACACCUGGGGGCCACCCCUGCCCAACAGGGAUGGGGGGGUCACACUGCCCAGAGGGCUGGGGUGGGUCGGCCUUGGGCCCCGCUCCCCUGCCAGCUGGCACAGGCUGAUCUCCUGGGUCCCUCGGGGCUCUGGGUCAGGAUAAGGGGAGUGGGGGAGCUGCUGAGGGGCUCCAUGGGGGGGUUUACCCCUCCAUGGCAGCCCCUGGAAAGCCCCCAAGCUGCUCCUGGCUGAUGCCGGGGUGGGGACCCUGCUGCUGUCACAGGGGUCCCCCCUAGCCCCGGAGCCACAUGGCCAAUGCAGCUGGUGCCCCCUGGGCGGGCAGGAGAGAGGCUUUGGGCCCUGUCACACAGUUGUGUGUGUGUGUGCACAAGUGGGCCUAUGUGUGCAUGUGCAUGUAUGCACACAAGUGGGCCUGUGUGCAUAUGUGCUCACAAACAGCCAUGUAUAUAUGUGUGUGUGUGUGUGUGUGUGGACAAGUGGGCCUGUGUGUACGUGUGUGUGUGCACAAGUGGGUGUUUGUGUACGUGUGUGUGUGUGUGCAUGAGUGAGUCUGCAUGUACAUGUGUGUGUGCGCAAGUGGACCUGUGUGUGUAUGUGCACAUGUAUACACGUAAGUGGGCCUAUGUACAUAUAUGCACACAUGUGUAUGUAUGUAUGUAUGUGUGCACAAGUGGGCCUGCAUGUACACAUGUGCAAAAUGGGCCCGUGUGUACAUGUGGGUGCACAAGUGAGCAUGCUUGGACACGUGUGCACAAGGGGGCCUGUGCGCUUGUGUAUGCACAAGCGUGUACGUGCGCUCGGGGUCUCCCUCCCUGUGCCCUUGGCUCCAGCACAGCUCUAUCAAGCCCCCUUGCCCCUCCCCAAGGUCCAUUCCUGCCCCCUCAGCCGGGCAGUGCCCUGCUCCCAGGGCUGGUGCCCGAACCAGAGCCCCAGCAGCAUCCAGCCUUUGCACCAGCACCUCACAGGCCGGCCCCAGCCCCUUCCUCCUGCCCCUCGCCACGAGGGGAUUGCUGCAGACCCCAGCAGCAGGGGAGGACAUCAGGAACUAGCGCCAGCCCCGAUCCUCCCACCACGGGGAAGGGGGCAGAUCUGCCCCCACCCCCUUUUAUCUCUGCCCUGGGCAGGAACCUUUUAUAACUGACUUUCUACUCCAGGGGCUUUCGGGUCCCCCCCAACACCCUCCCCUCCCCCGCUGGGCAUCUUCCCCCUCUCCCCCACAUAGCAUGCUCAGUGCGUAGUGUUGAUUUGCCCUCGGUUUGCUUGAUUUUUUGCUCCCCUUCGACGUAGCAUCCCCCCCAACACGGUUAUUCUCACACCCUUUGCUUUUCCGUGACUUCUCGGUGGGGGGGGUAAAGAACCCAGGUAUCCGGCGAGCCCCCCCAACCCGCCCCCCCAAUCUCUCGCAGAGGAGAGAGCGAGCUGUGGAUGCACCGUGCCUUCUGAGGGCGGGAGACGCUGGGAUGGGGAGCGAGGAGGGUCCCUGCUAUGCACCCCCCAGCCCCUUUCCCGACCUCUUUCCCAUCUAUUUUCAAUGCGGUUAUUUUUUAAAUGAAGAGACGGUAACACACCCCCCCCCCCCCCCGCCCCCGUCAGAGCAAUAACCCGCGGCCCGCCCGCCGGCCCCUGUAUAGCGUGUAUAUAUCUAUAUUUAUAUUCCGUGUCUCGGCUAUUCUAAUAAAACCCGGUUUCUUCCAA